Molecule: messenger RNA, 2482 nt
Organism: Anguilla rostrata (American eel)
Lineage: Eukaryota; Metazoa; Chordata; Actinopteri; Anguilliformes; Anguillidae
Product: carcinoembryonic antigen-related cell adhesion molecule 1-like
Exons: 6
Coding region: 820-2019 (399 amino acids)
Biological process (GO): immune response; positive regulation of T cell proliferation; negative regulation of T cell proliferation
Cellular component (GO): external side of plasma membrane
Source: RefSeq, a predicted model, not a curated record
CUUUAUGGGGUAGUAAGGAUACAGAUAGCAAUGGAACGGUCAUUUAGGAUUUUUUGGAUAGAUAUGACUUGGUCGUAAUAAAUGAUGGGAGAUCAACUCUGUUUCAUAUUGGGGGGAAUAGUAUGAGCUGCAUAGACCUAACUAUAGCAUCAACAAAUCUGGCCAGGGUAGGGCAUUGGAAUGUGUUAGACAGAAACACUAAGUAGUGAUCAUUUUCCUAUUUUAAGUAAGUUUGGUAGGGUGCUAAUUACUGAAGGAAUGAAACAACCUAGUAGAUUUAACUUUUCUAAGGCUUGUUGGGAAGAUUUCAAGGUGAAGACUCUAGCUUCAGUAGGAGAGGUAGAUAGCGAGAGUUCCAUUGAUCAUUGGAAUGAAUCUGUAUGCUCAAUGAUUUACAAGAUAGCACUAAAUACUAUUCCUUUGGAGGAGAGUCCUAAGGCCUGAAUAAUUGUUCCAUGGUGGAAUAAACAAUGUGAUAUAGCUGUAAGGAACAGAAACAAAGCAUUUCGGAAACUAAGGAAAUUUCCAAUGCAGUGUUAUGCUGUUGAGUACAAAAGGUUGCAAGCAGAGGCGAGGAAAGUUAUUAAAGAAGCUAAGAGAAAUUGCUGGAGGAGAUAUUGUGGUACGCUAUGUCCUGAUUCCCCAGUGAGCCAGUUGUGGUCUACUGUGUGGAGAAUGUCUGGGGUAUAUAAGAGGCCAUCAAUGCCAGUUUUUCUUUCCCUCUCCGCAGAUGACUUUCUGGCCGCCUUUGAAGGAAAGGUGGCUACAAUCCGGAACUCCUUCGCCCAUCCAAUCUUUCAGUAACAAUUCCAGCCGGAAAUGAGAAUUGCAGGUUAUUGCAUCCUUGUUGCGCUUCGGUUGGCCCAGCUGGCAGUACCUCCAGUCUACUCUGUCCGCACGUUCGUGAGCUUCGGCCAUUCCCUCACUCUUCCCUGCCAUGGAGACCCCAGCAGGGAUGUGGAUUGGUUGUUUCAGCAAGAUGAGUUUCCUGAUUGGCUUUUUGUGGCCCAACUCCACACCAGAGCCUUUUCCUCUGGAAACGGCUUCCGGGGACGGGUGGAAUCCUUCCACCUAACAGAGCCAGGAAACUACAGCCUCACCCUCAGUCCCGUGGUGUACAGUGACCUCGGCAUUUACAAGUGCCAGUACAAGGAUGAGACUGAGAUCCUUCUUUCAGAUGUGAAACUAGAAAUUAGAGUCCCAUCAAAUGUUUCCAUAGCGAUGGGAAUGUCCGCCAGUCUUCCUUGCUUUGGGAAAAUUAAUAUGCAAGCACAUGCUGGUGAUCUGGAUAUCCUCUGGAAGAGAGGUGGAGAGAACGUUUACCAGAUCCAUAAGAACACCAUCACAUAUGGUCCCGGGUUCGAGAACAGAGCUUCAGUUUCCCCAGAACAAGCCCUCUAUGGAAACAUGUCUUUAACCAUCAGACAGACACGGUUUUCAGAUGAAGACGACUACCAGUGCUUCUACAACAGUCCAAAAGAGAGGGGGAAUCCAGAUUCUGCCAGUCUCGUUGUGACGGGCCACCCUCCCCAGACCCUCACAGUGAAGGCCGGUGGUUUGCUCUCCAUACCGCUCUAUACCGCAGACCCAGUGAGGGUAACAUUCAGUGCCCUUGGUUCAGAUGAAGUGAUGAUGCUCGAUGCAAAUAAAGGCCCAGCCAGGUAUGGGGAGCAUUGUGCUCAGAGAUGUAAGCUUCUGGCCCAGAACUACACCCUUUUGCUGAGGAGUGUGACACUGGAGGAUGCCGGAGUCUACAAGGUAACCGAUCCUGAGACCAAGAAGACCAUCGGCUCUGUCUCUCUGCAAGUCUCAGCCUCUGCGGGACUCUCUGCUGGAGCAGUGGCUGGGAUAGUGGUGGGAGCGAUGGUGUUGCUGCUGGUUCUGGCUGGCAGUGCCUUUGCAGUCUGGAAGUUCUUCAUAAAGACACCAAACCCUGAAAAUGAAAUUAGUUUUCCAAGCAGCCAAUGCAGAAGAUCUCUAAGGUUCCAACAGCAGAGCAGCAUGCGUUCUGUUUCCUGACAGCCAUGAACCCCCUCUCUCUGUGUCCUGUAGGGCAGUUGUAAGUUGUUUCUCUGUGGUCGCCUCUCUGAGGGCUCAAAUGCUUUAUUUCUGCAUAAGCUCCCAAAUGAGUCUGUGUCUGUUACUUUCAAUAUUCCAACACUAUCUUCCACUUCCCUUCAGGAUCGCCAGACCCCUCAUGCCAGAUACCCAUAAUUCUAAGACACUGGGGGGGAUUAACAACCUCCUUGCAUGUAGAGGAGGCAUAGUAAGGACUGUUCAUUCGCUGUUAACCACACUAACGUUGUGAACCCCCAUGGUGUGAUAGCUUUGUGCUGUGCCAACUCGACGCCUAGAUAAUUGCUGUGUAUCCCUAUAGAGCACCACUGGCGACUAGCGGGCACCGUCAGUAUUUCAAGGCCGCUCCAUUCACACCAGCGAAUGGAGGAAAGUCUAGUUGAAUAAUUAGCAAAUACAAUUACAA